Molecule: messenger RNA, 573 nt
Organism: Benincasa hispida (wax gourd)
Lineage: Eukaryota; Viridiplantae; Streptophyta; Magnoliopsida; Cucurbitales; Cucurbitaceae
Source: RefSeq, a predicted model, not a curated record
AUGGUAAAUUUCCUGGUUACUAGUAAGUUCUUUUAUGAUAUGCCUAGUUCUAAGAAGGCCAAACUGAGGAGUGAUUCAAAAUAUUUUGUUUGGAACCCGCCAUACCUUUGGAAGAUUUGUUCUGACCAAAUUGUUAGGAGGUGUGUCCCAGAUGAGGAAUCUGAGUCUGUACUUUCAUUCUGUCAUCAAAUGGUCUGUGAUAGGUAUUUUAGCCCUAAGAAGACUGGUGGGAAAGUUUUGGAUGGUGGGUUGAUCUGGAAUUCUCCUUUUGCUUACUGUUUUGCAUUUUGUAAAUCCUGUGAGAGAUAUCAGAGGUUAGGUUCUUUGUCUAAGAGAAACGAGAUGCCACUUAAUUCUAUCCUUGUGGGUGAGACUUUUGAUGUUUGGGGCAUGGAUAUCAUGGGACCCUCCUUCUUCAUAUGGUUUGGCAUACCUCGAGCCAUAAUUAGUGACCAGGGUACACACUUUUGCAACUGGACCAUCGAGGCGCUCAUGAGGAAGUAUGGAGUUCUCCAUCGGGUUGCCACUCUAUACCAUCCCCAAACGAAUGGCCAAGAAGAAAUAUAUAAUUGA